Molecule: messenger RNA, 1175 nt
Organism: Octodon degus (degu)
Lineage: Eukaryota; Metazoa; Chordata; Mammalia; Rodentia; Octodontidae
Gene: Rnf151
Product: ring finger protein 151
Exons: 6
Coding region: 483-1175 (230 amino acids)
Biological process (GO): tumor necrosis factor-mediated signaling pathway; protein K63-linked ubiquitination; positive regulation of JNK cascade
Cellular component (GO): plasma membrane signaling receptor complex
Molecular function (GO): zinc ion binding
Source: RefSeq, a predicted model, not a curated record
AUUUGCGCAUGCUCAGAGGGGUAUAAUUACCCACGCUUGCCUUACAGGAUUCUUUCGUUUUUCUUGGAAGCUGCCUGAUUGCAUAUUUAAUGGGACUCCGGGUUGUCCCCAGGCCGACGACGCUGGGACCGCGUGGCAGGAGAGCUCCACUGUUUGCAUUUUUCAAAUAAAACUCAAUUUUGCGCGUAGGACUGGUCUUGGAGCUUUCCCCUACAUGUCUAACUGAAAGAUGAUUUCGUCCCGUUAUGGUUGGACAAACCCUAGUGGAAUGUCCUUGAGACCACAAAGGUCAGCUAGUCUGAAAACCAGGGCAACAAGGGCUAGCUAGGUGAUACAGGGUCCCUACGAGCCAUGGGCCACAACUGUGAUUUGGCCUGAGCUGUCACAGUGGACAAUGCUACUGUGAUGUCAGCCUACGCCUGCUAUGAAAUGGAGGUGCCUGAACCCUGGGUGUCAGUGGAGCUGCCAUCCAGACGCAGAUCAUGAGUGGUGGGUAUGAUCUCAACCUCUUUGCCAGCCCUCCUGACUGCAAGUUCCUGUGCUCCGUCUGCCAUGGGGUACUCAAGAGGCCGACGAGGUUGUCAUGCAGCCAUAUCUUCUGCAAAAAGUGCAUCCUUAAGUGGCUAGCCAGACAAAACACCUGUCCAUGCUGUAGGAAGGAGGUGCAAAGGAAAAACAUGGUCUAUGUGAAUAAACUUCGGAGAACCAUUGGCCAUCUAGAAGUCAAGUGCAAGAAUGCUGAAGCUGGCUGCUUGGUAACAUGCCCCCUGGCCCACAGCAAGAGGCACCAAGACUCAUGCCCAUUUGAGCUGGUGGCCUGCCCCAAUGAAGGCUGCUAUGCCCGGGUGUUUCGCAGUGCCCUGGCUGAGCAUCAACAGCGCUGCCAGCAGGGUGGCCAGCAGCAUUGCCCCCUGGGCUGUGGGGCCACCUUGGGCAUGGCAGAGCUUGCUCAUUAUAACUGCUACCUCAAGCUGCGGAACGCCUGGAGUGAGCAACAGAAGCGCAGCCAGACAAUGCUACAGGGACUACUGCAGCGAGUACGCAAAGUGCACCGUGCCUCCAGACUCCUACGCAGGCAGCUGGCCCAGCUCAGCCACCUCCUGGGAGAUGAUGCAGCAUGCCCAGAAGGCAGUGCUGGGGCGCAGAGCCAAGGUGCCUUGGAAAUAGAAGGGUAA